Brassica oleracea var. oleracea is the source of this 1048-nucleotide messenger RNA. RefSeq names its product VQ motif-containing protein 4-like. The record is from RefSeq and is a predicted model, not a curated record. The transcript has a single exon. The coding region runs from base 70 to 771 and encodes 233 amino acids. NCBI's taxonomy places the organism in Eukaryota, Viridiplantae, Streptophyta, Magnoliopsida, Brassicales, Brassicaceae.
AAAACAAAGCUUGUUAGCAAAUAGUACACACAAUCUUUCCUUCUCUCUCUCUCUCUCUCUCUCAUCACAAUGGAGAAUUCGCCGAGAUACAGAGAUGCUUCGACGAAUCCGAAUCCAUCUCCCCGAUGCAGUAGCAGCAGCACUGAAAGCAACAAGCCACCCAUAACUCCGACCCGAAACCUAACCCCAAGAUCCGAAUCCGGAAACCCGUACCCGACAACUUUCGUCCAAGCCGAUACCACUUCCUUCAAGCAAGUCGUCCAGAUGCUAACCGGAUCCUCAGACAGACCCAAACACCACAACAACAACAACACAUCGUCUCUUAAACCCGACCCGAGAUCCUCCUCUCCUUCCCAAUUCUCUAUCCCUCCGAUCAAAGCCGUCCCCAACAAGAAACAGUCUUCAGGGUUCCGUCUCUACGAGCGCCGUAACUCGAUGAAAAACCUCAAAAUCAACCCGUUAAACCCGGUUUUCAACCCGGUUAACUCGGCUUUCUCCCCCCGGAAACCCGAGAUCCUCUCUCCGAGCAUCCUCGAUUUCCCGUCUCUCGUACUCAGCCCGGUUACUCCUCUUGUACCCGACCCGUUUAAUCGAUCCGGGUCAUCGAAUCGGAGCCCCGACGACGUGGAAGAGAAGGCGAUGAAAGAGAAGGGGUUUUAUUUGCAUCCGUCUCCGGCUCCGGCGACAACUCCGAUGGAUCAAGAGCCUCGUCUUCUUCCUCUGUUUCCGGUGACUUCUCCUAGAGUCUCAGGUUCUUCUACAGCUUCAUGAAAAAGCGUUAAUUUUUUUAACGCUGGUGAGAAUUAUUAUUUACGAGGGAAAUUUUAACGCUGAGAUGAGAUAUGUGCGAUUUGAAAUUAUCGCCUUCAAUUGUAUUAAUAUAUCUCGAUGGUUUUAUUGAUUUGAAUGUUCAUGUUUGCCUUGUUUACUUCGUGUUUGAUGAGUUUAUUCUCCAGAUUUACGAUUACUGGGAAAACAAAUCAUGAUUAAGAAAAUUUGAAUGAGUAGUAUGUAAAAAUAGACUAGUGGAAAAAAUGUUGCUUUGCAA